Messenger RNA from Aspergillus mulundensis, 1089 nucleotides. Its product is annotated as phosphotransferase family protein. NCBI's taxonomy places the organism in Eukaryota, Fungi, Ascomycota, Eurotiomycetes, Eurotiales, Aspergillaceae. The transcript is spliced from 3 exons. The record is from RefSeq and is a predicted model, not a curated record. The coding region runs from base 1 to 1089 and encodes 362 amino acids.
AUGACAGAGACUGCGACUAGAAACCACUCCGUCCUCCACUCUACCCGAAACACUCCAUUCCCUUGUUCAUCUGUCAACGAAGUGAGCGGAGGUAUCGCGAACGCAACAUUCCGUGGGAAACUUGACUGCGCCCUUGAAGACGGAACCGAUAGUGUCAUAAUCAAGCAUGCCGAAAAGGCGCUUGACAAGAUGCCUGAUCGAACGAUGUCCACUGCGCGGUGUAAUACAGAACAAUCCCUUCUGAGAGCCCUCCCUACCACACCAGUCCGCCUGAUCCAACACGGGCCGGUCACGAUCCAGAGUCCGGAGGUCUACCACCAUCUCUCUCAGGAAAACACGCAGAUCAUCCAGGACUUUCCCCACGACUGUACGCUACACGCUUGGCUGGCGGACUCAACGAUAUCCCACAAUGAGGAGACAAUUGCAGCGCUAGGAGAAGCAUUAGGGAUCUGGCUUGCUCGGUUUCACGCGCUCUCAGAGGGCGGGAUUGAAGCGGGCCUAGCGGAUGUGGUGAAGAUGAACAGCGACUCAUCUAACCGUGAUAUUGCCUCCGUGAAGCUGCAGUCGAUUGAGCGACAAUGUGACGACGAAAAAGUACGGCGAUACGUCCAGGACAUCUUGUUCCGGAGACCGCAAAACAGCAAUACGAUAGUUCAUGGGGACUUUUCCACAAGAAAUAUGUUAUUCCAAGGUCCAUCGUCCAAGUCCACGUCAACCACCGAGCAAGCUGGCUCCUGCUCGUUAGCAAUAAUUGACUGGGAGCUGUGCUGCUACGACGACUUUGCGCGCGAUGUGGGAAACAUAAUUGCCGACUUGUACAUGCAGCACCGCUUCACCGGCCGAGAUGCGCCUCUUACGCUCCUCAAAGCCUUUGUUGCCCGCUACCCAUCGUUGAGCGAAGAUGAGGUCUAUCGAACCGUGGUCCAUGUCGGCGAGAACUUCUUCCACUGGAUUGCUUAUGCCCCGAAAGAUCCUCCCAAGGAGCAGACCGAUGAGAUAGUGCAGUUUGGGAAGGAGCUGAUUAUCAUGGGUACUGAAAGGGAUCGCAAACGGAUUGAGGGGACCUUUUUUGGGCGCCUAUUUCAAUAG